Plasmodium gallinaceum is the source of this 846-nucleotide messenger RNA. RefSeq names its product exosome complex component RRP42, putative (gene RRP42). Gene Ontology annotation, biological process: nuclear mRNA surveillance; nuclear polyadenylation-dependent mRNA catabolic process; U4 snRNA 3'-end processing. NCBI's taxonomy places the organism in Eukaryota, Apicomplexa, Aconoidasida, Haemosporida, Plasmodiidae. Gene Ontology annotation, cellular component: nuclear exosome (RNase complex); cytoplasmic exosome (RNase complex). The record is from RefSeq and is a predicted model, not a curated record. Bases 1 to 846 code for a protein of 281 amino acids. The transcript has a single exon.
AUGAGUUGUUUAAAAUAUAUUGAAGAUAGUAUCAAUUCAAAUAUCAGAGUAGAUGGGAGAACUUUAUCAACCUACAGAUCUAUAGAAAUAAAUAAAAAUAUUUUAGUUUCAGCAGAUGGAAGUAGCAGUGUUAUGAAUGAAGAAAAUAACGUAAUUUGUGGAAUAAAGCUUUCUUUGUUAACUCCUAAUCCGGAUGCAUACGAUGAAGGUUUUGUUAAUUUACAGAUAGAUUGCCCAGCAUCUAUUGCUACAAACAGAAUAAAAAAAGAACAUUUACAAACUAUGACUUCAAUUAUAUAUGAUCUAUGUAUAAAAAAUAAUAUUAAUAAAAAAAAACUUUGUAUUUUACCUUCAAAGUUUGUUUGGAAUGUUGAUAUAAAUGUUAUGGUUUUGAAUGCUGGAGGAGGAUUAUUAGAUAUUAUUAGUAUAGCUAUAUAUGUUGCUUUAAGGAAUACUUCCUUACCUGUUGUUCAUCCUAAAAAGAAAAUUGAAGAAUCAGAUGUAUUCGGAGAUACUCAAAAUAAAGAUUAUCAGUUAGAAAUUAUUGAUAAUCAGGAAACAAAAUUUCCCUAUGAAAACAUUCCUAUAUGUAUUUCUAUUGGAGAAAUAAACAAUAAAUAUAUUUAUGAUAUGUCUAAAAUUGAAGAAGAGUUGGUUGAAAAUAUUUUUGUUGUAGCUAUUACAUCAAAUGGAAAAUGUGUAGCAUUUCACAAAUUAUAUGGUAUUUCAAUGGAAAUUUCUUCCAUAUUAAACAUAGCUGAAAAUUCGUCAAAAAUUUCGCAUAGUCUUUUUGAGAAAAUUAAUGAAGCAAUUGAUAAAAUAAAAAUAAAAACAUCCUUUUUAUAA